GAGGAAGGGGGGGACCCCGGCGUCCGAAUGGGAGUUGCUAGGGGAGCCUGCGUGUUGGGGAAGCGGCACAGCAGGACCGCGUCGAGCAUUGAGUCCCGGGGACCUUUGUGGAAGUGAUCCCCUGUGACCUGUUCAUCCACGUUUUAAAUCGCUAAAAGCAGGGCUUGGGUUUCCGAAACUUGUCCAGCGGAGCGUUUCGUGGCAGUCAGCUUGCCCACUCCUGUCCCAACCCCUCGUGAUUUUACCCUGGCUGCGCUUUGGAGCUGCGCGGUUAGGGAUCGACGGCUCAGGUUCAUCCUAGAGUCUGACUCCUUGGGCCUCCGGCGGAAUAUGGAGCAAAUGCUGGACCAGAUGAAGGAUCCAAGCCGUGGAGCAAAUAUGUGAAACUAUUACGAAGUGGGUGGGAGGAAGCUCAACAGCUGAAAGCACAACCUGGAAUUCCCCUACUAAGCGAACGCCCACAUAUUUAAAUGGAGGGAGGGGGUGUAGCCGAAAUUAAUUUACAGGCUUUAGAAAAUUUGCGUGUAUACCUGUGUGAAAAAAUCAUAGCUGAGAGACAUUUUGAUCAUCUACGUGCCAGAAAAAUACUCAGUAGAGAAGACACGGAAGAAAUUUCUUGCCGAACAUCAAGUAGAAAAAGGGCUGGAAAAUUGUUAGACUACUUACAAGAAAACCCCAAAGGACUAGAUACCCUGGUUGAAUCUAUUCGGCGAGAAAAAACACAGAACUUCCUGAUUCAGAAGAUCACAGAUGAAGUACUGAAACUUAGAAAUAUAAAACUAGAGCAUCUGAAAGGACUGAAAUGUAGCAGCUGUGAACCUUUUCCAGGUGGAGCUACAACCAACCUUUCUAGAUCAAAUUCAGAUGAGAGUAGUUUCUCUGAAAAACUGAGAGCAUCCACUGUCAUAUACCAUCCAGAAGGAGAAUCCAGCACGGCUCCCUUUUUUUCUACUGGUUCUUCUCUGAAUUUGCCUGUUCUAGAAGUAGGCAGAACUGAAAAUCCCACCUUCUCUUCCACUACACUUCCCAGACCUGGGGACCCUGGGGCUCCUCCUUUGCCACCAGAGCUGCAGUUAGAAGAAGAAGGAAUUUGUGGAAACUCUAGUGAGAUGUUUCUUCCCUUAAGAUCACGUGCCAUUUCACAGCAGUGACAAUUUAUAGUCUUUUAAUCUUUUUUAAUAACAAAAAAUAUUUGAAAUAUGAAUCUUUUUAUAAAAUUCUAUAAUGAUUUAACAUUUGAUAUGCCUUUUAAAAUGCAAUAUAAGCAUACUUUGUAAAUAGAUGUUUUUAGAAUUAAAGAAGCAUACUUUUAGACAAAGUAAAUCAUAUUGAUGUUCUUUUCAUUUUUGAGGUAUUAAGUGUUUUCACAAUUUUUGUUUUCAGACUGAUAGGGAACAUUUCUGUAUUUGAGAAUAGAGUUAUAGGCUGGGAAUGAUGUUUCUUCUCAGUGCAUUUUUGCUGGAAAUUUUCAGUCUUAAUUGUCCUUUCCACCACUCAGCAGUACUAUUUCAGGAGUAACCUGUUUUCUGUCUGGUAAUAAAGUCAGCCACUGAUGAGAAAACUACCAGUGCACCAAAAAGAAUCUUUCCCACCUAGUUGGGCUCACAGACACUUAACAAAAUCCCCUUCAGGUGCAUAGGGACAUCUUAAUGGAGUUUGAGCCACCUAAGAUGUCAGUUUGUCAAAAUACAUUUCUUAUUAACCUUACUAAUUAAUACAGCUGUCUUAAAAUGUUCCCAUUCUGUUCUAUCAGUUUCAUUCCUAAAAAAAAAUCCUGGCAGAAAUCUGUUAUUACAUGAAAUUUGAUGAGAUUUUAAGAAAAUACAUUCUGUACUUUACAUUCUCUUUUAAUGAGGACCACUGUCCUGGUUGAACUAACCAAACAAAGUGUUUUUUUGUGAGUGUAUAUGACAGUUCUGUUUUCAGUACUGUUUGGAAAAAGCAGGCUAUUAGCUAGAUUUGGUUUUUUUUGUUAUAUAACAAAGUUUGACUAAUUUUAUACAUUUAUAAACCUUAUGCUCUCAUUUUCAUUUAAAUUAUAAUUCUUCCUAUUUCCUGAUAUCUAUCUCAUAUAUUUCCAUUGAAAAAAGCAGAGUUGGAAAUGCACUACUAAUUAUAAAAGGUUUUAAAUUAUAGUGCUGUUUUAGAAGUUUUAAACUCUUCGAUGGGAAAUAAAUACCUAAAACAUU
Manis pentadactyla (Chinese pangolin) is the source of this 2189-nucleotide messenger RNA. It is a transcript of the gene BCL10, whose product is annotated as BCL10 immune signaling adaptor. Gene Ontology annotation, cellular component: CBM complex; cytosol. Gene Ontology annotation, molecular function: protein kinase B binding; transcription coactivator activity; kinase activator activity. The coding region runs from base 471 to 1151 and encodes 226 amino acids. Gene Ontology annotation, biological process: canonical NF-kappaB signal transduction; apoptotic process; positive regulation of extrinsic apoptotic signaling pathway. The transcript is spliced from 3 exons. NCBI's taxonomy places the organism in Eukaryota, Metazoa, Chordata, Mammalia, Pholidota, Manidae. The record is from RefSeq and is a predicted model, not a curated record.